This is a messenger RNA of Orycteropus afer afer, 1591 nucleotides long. NCBI's taxonomy places the organism in Eukaryota, Metazoa, Chordata, Mammalia, Tubulidentata, Orycteropodidae. The record is from RefSeq and is a predicted model, not a curated record.
AUGGAGCUUCUGCUCCUGCUUCUGCUUCUGCCUCACCUGGCGCCCGGGGCCGCCAUCCCGAGAUCGCCAGCCCUGAUGUCCCUCGGUAGCCUUCACUUACCAGCCCGACCCACAUCCCGCCCCUCUAUAGCCAGGAACUACUCGAUUUUCUACUUCAAACAGAAGGUUGAUCAUUUUGGAUUUGAUGUUAAUAAAACUUUUAAACAGAGGUACCUAAUAGCUGAUAAAUACUGGAAAAAAGAUGGUGGAUCAAUACUUUUUUACACUGGUAAUGAAGGGGAUAUUAUCUGGUUUUGCAAUAAUACGGGAUUCAUGUGGGAUGUGGCUGAGGAACUGAAAGCUAUGUUGGUGUUUGCUGAACAUCGAUACUAUGGAGAGUCUCUACCCUUUGGUGCCAACUCAUUCAAGGAUUCCAGACACUUGAAUUUUCUGACAUCAGAACAAGCUCUGGCUGAUUUUGCCGAGUUAAUCAAACACUUGAGACGAACAAUCCCAGGAGCUGAAAACCAACCUGUCAUUGCACUAGGGGGCUCUUACGGUGGCAUGCUUGCGGCAUGGUUCAGGAUGAAAUAUCCUCAUUUAGUGGUUGGAGCUCUUGCAGCCUCUGCUCCUAUCUGGCAGUUUGAGGAUUUGGUACCAUGUGGUAUAUUUAUGGAGAUUGUAACUAGAGAUUUUAAGAAAAGUGGCCCAUAUUGUUCAGAGAAUAUCCGCAGAUCCUGGAAUACUAUUAAUCGACUUGCAACUACUAGCAGUAGUUUGCAGUGGCUUUCUGAGGUCCUUCACUUAUGCAGCCCAUUAAAAAAUUUUCACGAUGUUCAGAUGUUGAAAGACUGGAUCUCUGAAACUUGGGUGAACCUGGCAAUGGUGGACUACCCUUAUGAGUGUAACUUUUUACAGCCUUUGCCUGCUUGGCCUAUUAAGGUAGUAUGCCAGUAUUUGAAAGAUCCCGAUGUAUCUGAUCAGCAGCUGAUGCAGAAUCUUUUCCAAGCUCUGAAUGUGUAUUACAAUUAUUCGGGCCAGGUGAAAUGCCUAAAUAUCUCAGAAACAGCCACUAGCAGUCUGGGAUCCUUGGGUUGGAGUUAUCAGGCAUGCACAGAAAUAAUCAUGCCCUUUUGUACUAAUGGUGUUGAUGACAUGUUUGAACCUCGCUCAUGGGAUUUGAAGGAAUUGUCUGAUGACUGUUUUAAACAGUGGGGUGUGAGACCAAGGCCCUCCUGGAUCACUACUUUGUAUGGAGGCAAAAAUAUCAGUUCUCAUAGGAACAUCAUUUUCAGCAAUGGUGAACUAGACCCAUGGUCUGGAGGCGGAGUAACCAAGAAUGUCACGGAUACUUUGGUUGGGAUCAACAUCCCCGAUGGUGCCCACCAUUUAGAUCUCCGAGCCAGCAAUGCCUUAGAUCCCAAAACUGUGCUGUUAGCCCGCUCCUUAGAAGUUAGAUACAUGAAGCAGUGGAUCAGAGAUUUUCAUGCCCAUCAAGGAAAAGCAGUACUGAACAACUUUUGAUCUUCUUUUUACUCCACCCACAUUCCUAUUCACUUUUGGUUUUUCUACAAGUAAUUUUCUCCCUCUUUUAUCAUUAGAUUUGUUGGGG